AUGGCAUCAUCCCUCCAGCCCGAAGCAUCUGGUACCAGUGCGCGUUUGCCGCGCAUCGACUCUAUGGCGCCAUCUGCGACUUCGACCAUGAUUGAGGACGACGACGCGCUUGAGGAGGAGAUCAGGAGAGACGAGGAGCGCAUUGAGGAGUAUGGUGGUGAUGAUCCCGAGGAGCCAGCCACCAAGUCGCCCGCGCUCAAGUCUCCAUCGCUGAAGGCUGGAGCGGCCUCGACACCCGCCUUCCACCAGAAACACGAACAUGACCCGAAUAUGGUUCGCUUUGCAGGGCCGGAGGAUAAGGGGAAUCCGCAGAACUGGUCGAGGAAGUACAAGUGGUUUGUCACGAUUAUCUGCUCCCUCAUGACGGUCAAUGUUACGUUUGCGUCUUCCGCGCCGGCAUCAGCGACAGGCUUGAUCGUGGUCAAGUUUGGUGUAUCUCUCGAGGUGUCCUACCUGAUUACCACAUUGUUCUUGCUUGGCUAUGUUGCGGGCCCGACUCUUUGGGGUCCUGGAUCGGAACUUGUAGGACGUCGUCCUAUCUUCUGUGUGACCAUGGUGUGCUAUACACUCUUCAUCAUCGGCCAGGCGCUCGCGCAGAACAUCGAGACUUUGCUCAUCACCCGCUUCUUCUCCGGGUUCUUUGCCUGCGCGCCCCUCACGAACUCCGGCGGUGUCAUUGCUGAUAUCUGGGACCCUAUCACUCGCGGAACCGCCACGUCCAUCUUCACGACCAUGGUGUUCUUGGGUCCCGUCUUGGGCCCGAUUGUGUCCGGUUUCGUCGCCGAGGACACCGGGAACUUCCGCUUGGUGUUCUGGGUUAUGUUCGCCUUCGCUGGCUUCUGCUCCGUCCUCACGAUCGCGUUUCUUCCGGAGACAUACGCGCCGAGGAUCCUCGAGAAGCGUGCGAAACGCCUCCGCAAGGAGGACCCGGUCAAGAACAAGGAUCUUUACGCCGAGGCUGAGCGCCAGGACUGGGAGUUCAAGGGUCUUAUGGACCGCACGCUUAAGCGCCCUUUCAAGAUGCUUGCUGUCGAGCCGAUCCUGCUCCUGGUCACCAUAUACCUUUCGGUUGUGUAUGGCGUCCUGUAUGGAUUGUUUGAGGCAAUCCCCGUCAUUUUCAUGGAGAAGCGCGGCUUCACCAUCGCGCAGAGCGGUCUAAUCUUCAUUGCGGUCGGUAUUGGCGCUACGCUCGGCUCCAUCAUCAACGUGUAUGCAACGAGGAUGUAUCCUACUCUCGUCAAGGAGUGGCGCGGUUUCCCGCCCCCGGAGAAGCGUCUGUACGGUGGAAUGGUUGCCGGUCCCGCGCUCGUCGUUGGCGCCUUCUGGCUUGGAUGGACGGGAAAUUACCCCAACGUUCAUUGGGCGGCGCCCGCGGUCAGCUUGGUGCUGAUUGGCAUCAGUGUCUCGCUAGUCUUCAUUUCGUUCUUGAGCUAUCUCGUGGAUACAUAUCUCAUGUAUGCUGCAUCUGCGCUCGCCGCGAACACCAUCAUGCGUUCGGCCGUUGGUGCUGCUUUCCCGCUGUUCACGACCAAGAUGUACGAGGGCAUGGGAGUACAAUGGGCCAGUACGCUCAUCGCGCUCGUGGCGCUCGUCCUCGCGCCCAUUCCCUUCCUCUUCUACAAGUAUGGCGCCCGCAUCCGCGGCAGCUCGAAGUUCGCCCCUUGCAUCGACCUCAAAAUUGCGGCCGCCAUCGCUGCCGAGAAGGCAUCUCAUGAGUCCAAAGCCGAGCCCUAG
Peniophora sp. CBMAI 1063 is the source of this 1734-nucleotide messenger RNA. The record is from the annotation of a GenBank genome assembly. NCBI's taxonomy places the organism in Eukaryota, Fungi, Basidiomycota, Agaricomycetes, Russulales, Peniophoraceae.